CUCGGUUUUAUAGAUUUGCCUGGUUUUAUAGAUUUGCCCAGUUAUAUAGAUUUGCUCGGUUAUAUAGAUUUGCUCGGUUAUAUAGAUUUGCUCGGCUAUAUAGAUUUUCUCGGCUAUAUAGAUUUGCUCGGCUAUAUAGAUUUGCUCGGCUAUAUAGAUUUGCGCGUUUAUAUAGAUUUGCUCGGUUAUAUAGAUUUGCUCGGUUAUAUAGAUUUGCUCGGCUAUAUAGAUUUUCUCGGCUAUAUAGAUUUGCUCGGCUAUAUAGAUUUGCGCGUUUAUAUAGGUUUGCGCGUUUAUAUAGACUUGCCGGUUAUAUAG
Helobdella robusta is the source of this 318-nucleotide messenger RNA. RefSeq lists its product as hypothetical. Lineage: Eukaryota; Metazoa; Annelida; Clitellata; Rhynchobdellida; Glossiphoniidae. The transcript is spliced from 2 exons. The record is from RefSeq and is a predicted model, not a curated record. The annotation marks the transcript as partial.